AUGGCGUCCUCCUCGUCGAACGUAGUGGGUGUCCACUACCGCGUGGGCAAGAAAAUCGGUGAGGGUUCGUUCGGUGUCAUCUUCGAAGGCACGAACCUCCUCAACAACCAGCAGGUGGCCAUCAAAUUCGAACCUCGGAAAAGCGAUGCGCCUCAGCUCCGUGAUGAGUAUCGCACAUACAAGAUCUUGGUUGGAUGUCCCGGCAUCCCCAAUGUCUACUACUUUGGUCAGGAGGGUUUGCACAACAUCCUUGUCAUUGACCUUCUCGGUCCCAGUCUGGAGGAUCUGUUCGACCACUGUAACCGCCGGUUCUCGACCAAGACUGUUGUGAUGGUGGCUAAGCAAAUGCUCUCGCGGGUUCAAACGAUUCACGAGAAGAACCUCAUCUACCGCGAUAUCAAGCCCGACAACUUCCUUAUCGGCCGUCCAUCCACAAAGGCCGCCAACGUCAUCCAUGUCGUUGACUUCGGCAUGGCAAAGCAAUACCGCGACCCCAAGACCAAGCAGCACAUCCCCUACCGUGAGCGCAAGUCUCUGUCUGGUACUGCGCGGUACAUGAGUAUCAACACCCAUCUGGGACGUGAACAAUCGCGACGUGAUGAUCUGGAGGCUCUUGGACACGUCUUCAUGUACUUCUUGCGGGGCGGCCUUCCCUGGCAAGGAUUGAAGGCUGCGACCAACAAGCAAAAGUACGAGAAGAUUGGCGAAAAGAAGCAAACAACGGCCAUCAAGGAGCUCUGCGAAGGCUAUCCUGAAGAGUUCAACAAGUACUUGAGCUAUGUGCGCAACCUUGGCUUCGAGGACACCCCCGACUACGACUAUCUGCGGGAUCUCCUGACGCAAUCCCUCAAGAACGCCGGCGAGGUGGAGGACGGGGAAUACGACUGGAUGAAGCUGAACAAUGGACGCGGUUGGGACUACAAGUCGUACUCGUCGCAGGCGCAUCUUCACAAUCAGCAUCAGACUUCGACGAGCCGCGACAUCAUUCGCAACAGCCAACGCCCCGGCAUGACGGCCGACCGUUUAAACGCACCUCAGCCACCGCCCCCAAACUCUCCGGCGAAGGGAGCCAGCAAGACGCGUGACCGUGCUGGCGUCGGGAUGCCCUCUAAGCAACGCGGGAGUGGGAACAUGGAGCCAUCAACCCCGGCCACAUCAACGCAGGCACACUUUCAGAACUCAAAUGCUCACCUUCCAGGGCGCCUAAACAGCCCAGCCAACCAGGGGGUGGGCAAUCAAGCUGCCGGCACUCAAGGGAACGAGGACUCGCAACCUACAUUCAUCCAGAAGGUGAUGAAGGCUCUGUGCUGCGGUAGGUGA
Molecule: messenger RNA, 1320 nt
Organism: Penicillium lagena
Lineage: Eukaryota; Fungi; Ascomycota; Eurotiomycetes; Eurotiales; Aspergillaceae
Product: casein kinase I
Exons: 4
Coding region: 1-1320 (439 amino acids)
Biological process (GO): signal transduction; endocytosis; peptidyl-serine phosphorylation
Cellular component (GO): nucleus; cytoplasm
Molecular function (GO): ATP binding; protein serine/threonine kinase activity
Source: RefSeq, a predicted model, not a curated record